Messenger RNA from Rotaria sordida, 1608 nucleotides. The record is from the annotation of a GenBank genome assembly. NCBI's taxonomy places the organism in Eukaryota, Metazoa, Rotifera, Eurotatoria, Philodinida, Philodinidae.
AUGGCAUGUAUAAAUAUCGAUCGAUUGAAAAUAUUUUUUCUACCACAUGGUCUCCUAUAUACUUUUUUGAGUAUUAUCAUUGUAUGUCUUCUAAUCUUAACCAUCAUCUAUGCUAGUUUAUAUCGUAAUUCCAAUACUUCUCCAAAUAUUUCUCCAGUUGCAAAUGGAAUUAUUGGUUAUCCUAUUCGUUUACCAAAUGAUGGUCGAUAUAUUCAAUGGAUCUUCUUACAAAUGAAUGAUGUUUAUGAAUUAAUACCACUUCAGGGAGGACGAAGAGGUGGUUUUGCACGUGUUGCUUAUAUGCGACAAUUAUUAAAACAAGAAAAUUCAAAUACUUAUACAAUUCUUGCUGGUGAUUUUCUUUCUCCAUCAGUAUUAAGUUUAGCAAAAGUUAAUGGAACAACUUUCAAUGGAAAACACAUGGUUGCAACAAUGAAUACUGUUGGAGUUGAUUUUGUAACAUUUGGAAAUCAUGAAUUUGACUUAUCUGAAAAAGAUUUAUUGACUCGAAUGAAUGAAUCAACAUUUACUUGGAUUAGUUCAAAUAUAUUUCGACAAGAUAGUUAUCAAACAUUUGGAUCGAGUAUUUCACAUAAAAUAAUUACUAUUGAUACUAUUCGAAUUCUUUUCAUUGGUUUAACUAUUGAAAAAGCUGCUGAUUAUGUUCGAAUAAUUAAUCAAUCAUCAUUAGUUAAUCAUGUUAAAGAAUUUUUAAGAUUAUUUCCAAAUGGAACAUAUGAUAUACUUGUUGCUAUAACACAUUUAUCUAUAACAACAGAUAUACAACUUGCUUUAAAUAUUCCACAAAUUGAUCUUAUUAUUGGUGGACAUGAACAUGAAAAUUAUUAUUAUUUAAGAGGAACAAAAUAUAUACCAAUUUAUAAAGCAGAUAUUAAUGCUUUUACUGUUUAUAUACAUCGUUGUGCAUAUAAUUUGGAUAAAAAACACCUUCGUAUUUAUAGUACUUUAGCACCAGUAACAUCUGAAAUACCAGAAGAAAAAAAUACAGCAACAGUAGCAAAUUAUUGGUUUAAUUUAGGUAUUCAAGGAUUUCAAGUAUUAGGUUAUGAACCAAAUGAAAUUGUAUCAUGUCUACCACUCGAUAUUGAAUUAGAUGGUAGAGCACGAUCUUGUAAAAGUUUUGUAACACUUUUAACUGCUGCAAUCUGUGAAAGUUUGUUACUAUUAACAGUAUCACAUAAAACAACUAUUGGUAUAAUUAAUGGAGGAACAGUGGUUUUUAAUGAUAUUCUUCGUGAAAUAAUUACACAAUAUGAUGUUUUACGUACAGUAUCUGUGAAACUUCGUGCUAUUGCUCUUUCUGUUCCUGGUCAAUUACUUGCUCAAGUUCUCACGACUGGUAUGUCAUUGAAAGGAAAUGGUAUGUUUAUUGCUUAUACUAGAGUGAAAACAUUUGAUAAUGGUAAAACAUGGUUAUUCAAUGGUACAGAUAUAUCAAAAAGUAAUCUUUAUUAUAAUGUGGCAACAAUUGCAUAUGUACGAGAUAAUACACAAUUAAAUAAUCCAACUGUAACUACUUUAUAUGAAAGUAGUGUACCAGUGGCAAAAGGUUUAAUCAAAUAUUUAAAAAUCAAAUAUCCUUGUUAG